GUCAUCCAAAACCAAAAGCAAAACCAAAACGAAGAAGAAGACUUGUAUCUGAUUACUUCCCAUUUCUCAACCAAACCAGAAGUUAAAGUAGCAGCAAAAAAGACAUAUAUACAAUGCUGGGAAAAGCUCAUUCUCCACUAUUGAACUUAGACUUGAACCCAUCCAUCAUCCACCAUGGACCCACAACCUCAUUCCCUCUCUCUCUCAACCUUUGGAACUUGGGAACUCAGAGGUUUGGUUCUUCUUCUUGUUGUAGUUGCAAAUCUAUGGCCACUGAUUUUGAGAAAUCAGAGGAUUCCCACCACAAACCUCAACCCCCAGAUGCAGCAGCUGGCACUCCAACAAUUGUGCGUUCCACGACGAGUUUUGGGAGAUUGAAAGUACAAAGAGCAAAAAUUCCCCGGUUCGUAGAAAGACAAGAACAAGAUGAACAUUUACCUUUGGCAUUUGAUGAUGAAUCUGUUGAUGUUGGCUCGAAUGCCGGGGUUGAGCUCGUGAAGGGAGCAGGAGUUUCAAGCCAUUCUCGGUGGCAACGAUCCGGGGACAAGUCAUCUGAGACUAGAAAACACAGCAGUGCAAAGGCUCCAGCUCCUAGAAGAUGGAAUUUAAGACAUGACUCACUAGACCUAACCCAACGGUCAAAAUCAACCUCUGGUGCUGCUGACUUUUUUAGUAGGAAAUCCUUUAGAGAUGUAGGCUGCUCCGAUUUUAUGAUUGAAUGCCUGAGGAAGCUGAAUUUUCAACGCCCCUCAAAUAUUCAGGCCAUGUCAUUUGCAGCUUUUGCAGCUGAUAAAGAGGGAAAGAGCUGUAUCUUAGCCGAUCAAAGUGGAUCUGGAAAGACAUUGGCGUAUCUUGCUCCCGUUAUUCAGCGUCUUAGGCAAGAAGAAAUGGAAGGAGUGAGCAUGUCUUCUUCACAGAGUCCUCGACUGGUUGUAUUGGUGCCAACAGCAGAGUUGGCUUCUCAGGUUUUGGGUGUUUGUCGAUCAAUGUCGAAAAAUGGGGUUCCUUUCCGGUCUAUGGUUGUGACAGGAGGUUUUCGUCAGAGAACUCAACUUGAGAAUUUACAAGAAGGUGUCGAUGUCCUAAUAGCAACACCUGGUCGUUUUAUGUACUUGAUCAAAGAGGGAUUCUUGCAGCUAUCAAAUCUGAGAUGUGCCGUGCUAGAUGAAGUAGACAUACUCUUCAACGAUGAAGAUUUUGAACGAGUGCUACAAAGUUUGAUAAGUUCUUCACCUGUUACUGCGCAAUAUUUAUUUGUGACUGCAACAUUGCCAGUUGACAUUUACAACAAAUUGGUUGAAGUCUUUCCGGAUUGUGAGGUGAUCAUGGGACCCGCAAUGCAUCGUAUAAGUGCCGGCCUCGAAGAGGUGCUUGUAGAUUGCAGUGGAGAUGAUGGAACUGAAAAAACUCCAGAGACAGCAUUUCUGAACAAGAAAUCUGCACUUCUGCAGCUUGUGGAGGGAAGUCCAGUUCCAAAAACAAUUGUUUUUUGUAACAAGAUAGAGACAUGCAGGAAAGUCGAGAAUGCAUUGAAGCGCUUCGAUAGGAGGGAAAACCAGGUGCAAGUUCUACCAUUUCAUGCCGCUAUGGCACAAGAAUCGCGACUUGCAAAUAUGGAAAAAUUCGUCAAUACUCGCCCGGAAAAGGUCUCUCAGUUUCUAGUUUGCACCGAUAGGGCAUCGCGUGGAAUCGAUUUUGCCGGAGUGGAUCACGUUGUUCUCUUUGACUUUCCGCGCGAUCCUAGUGAGUAUGUGCGCCGUGUCGGAAGAACUGCUAGAGGUGUUGCAGGAAAGGGCAAGGCAUUCAUCUUUGUGGUGGGAAAGCAAGUCUCUCUCGCCCGCCGGAUCAUAGAAAGAAAUCAAAAAGGGCACCCGUUGCAUGAUGUGCCAUCAGCUUAUGAGCUCUUCAGAUGAAGGCCUGUUUUCUCCGUCUGUAAAUAUAACAAGAUGCAGUUUUAGUAGUGGUCAAUUUUGCCAUAUAGAUUAUUGUUAUGGCUAGUUUUGUAGGAAAAUGAAAGAUAAUGGAUGUGUUAUUUAUUUAUUUAUUUUGUGGGGGGAGGAUAAAGAGACUAACAUU
Morus notabilis is the source of this 2076-nucleotide messenger RNA. Its product is annotated as DEAD-box ATP-dependent RNA helicase 50-like. The record is from RefSeq and is a predicted model, not a curated record. NCBI's taxonomy places the organism in Eukaryota, Viridiplantae, Streptophyta, Magnoliopsida, Rosales, Moraceae. Gene Ontology annotation, molecular function: RNA helicase activity; ATP binding; nucleic acid binding. The transcript is spliced from 9 exons. The coding region runs from base 114 to 1913 and encodes 599 amino acids.